This is a messenger RNA of Scylla paramamosain (green mud crab), 825 nucleotides long. RefSeq names its product zinc finger BED domain-containing protein 5-like. The transcript has a single exon. NCBI's taxonomy places the organism in Eukaryota, Metazoa, Arthropoda, Malacostraca, Decapoda, Portunidae. The coding region runs from base 1 to 825 and encodes 274 amino acids. The record is from RefSeq and is a predicted model, not a curated record. Gene Ontology annotation, molecular function: protein dimerization activity.
AUGGAUGCAGCUCAUGAGACCCUCCUAUUUCAUACAGCAGUUCGCUGGCUAUCAAAAGGAAAUGUAGUUCAGCGUGUAUUUGAGCUCAGAGAAGAGAUCAGCCUCUUUCUCAGAAUACAGAACAAGCAAGAUUUGCUGUCAGCAUGGUCUGCAGAUAGCUUCGAAAUAUGGCUAGCCUAUCUUGUUGACAUAUUUGGACAGUUGAACACACUGAACCUUGAACUCCAAGGGAAAGGAAGCUUGAUAAUUGAUUUUGUGGACAAAUUCAAAGUUUUCAUUCGUAAGGUGGAGAAUUGGAGGCACAAAGUUGGAAUGGGAAACUUGGCAAUGCUGGAGACAGUGUCGGAAAUUGUAGAGGAGUGUGAUGCUGCUACGCAGAACUUGAUUACCCAACAUCUUGAGGCCUUGGAAGGGGAAUUUAAAAGGUACUUCCCAGAUAUCCAAAGCCUAACUUCUCGGCUAGUAAGGGCCCCCUUCACUGCUCCAGUGACAUGCAUUCCUGAUGACAAUUAUGAUGGCCAAACUGAGCUGUUGACACUUCAGGAGGAUUCAGGAGCUAAAAUGAAGUUUGAAACUGAAUCUCUCACAGUAUUUUGGUCAUCAAUGGCAACUUCAUACCCAAACUUAUGUGACUUAGCUUUUCUCCACCUCCUCCCACUUUCAUCAACUUAUUCCUGUGAGGCUGCAUUCUCUCAACGACUCCACAUUAAAACGAAAUAUCGCAACAGAAUUGAAGUGAAGUAUGACCUACGGUGUGCUUUAAGUGAAACAAAACCAAGAAUCAAAAAGCUUGCUGAUAAUCUGCAACAUCACCCUUCACACUGA